Molecule: messenger RNA, 1950 nt
Organism: Klebsormidium nitens
Lineage: Eukaryota; Viridiplantae; Streptophyta; Klebsormidiophyceae; Klebsormidiales; Klebsormidiaceae
Source: the annotation of a GenBank genome assembly
AUGGAGCCUGCACUGCCUGGGGGAAAUGGGCGGGAGGAGCGGAUCGCUGCUCGGAGGGCGCGCAUCCAAGCGCGUAUCCAGGCGACCAGGGAUGCUGCUGAUGGGGGGGCGCGCAAAGCCGCGGAGGAAGAGAAGCGUGACCCCCACCUCGGAAAAGCGCACAAGGCGCAGGUGUUGCUGCGCCUCGCUCGCCUCAAGCUGAGAGGCAAUGCGGACGUCACGGCUCCACGCGUCGCUGGAGACGAGCGAGAACAGCGGCGGCGGCAGAAGGAGGAAGAACAGAGACAGAACCUGCGGACGGCGGUUCUCGCUGAGGCGGAGGCGAGCCUGAAGAGCAACGCUGACGUGGCGGCCAAGUGGGCGGCCCUGUUCACACCGGGGGUGCCGCAAGACUUGGCGGCCGACAUCGAAAAACAGCGCCAGGCGUGUGCUGCGGUGAUCGCAAACAAAGACGCCCUCAUCGGCGACCUGCGCGCGGUCCUGAAGGACAAGGACGAGGACUACGUGCGCGCGCUGAAGCAGGCGGCGACCGACAUCGAGGCGCUGCUGGCCGCGUGUCGCCGCAGCUUCCAGGCGCUGCAGGCCGCCUACCGGGAGGACUUGGCCGCGCUCGAGAGGAGCUUUUUGGCGGACCGAGCGCGCCUCUUGACCAACAACAAGGCCGAGAUCGCUGCCCUCUUCGAGGCGCGGCGCGCGCGCGAGAACGCGUUCCUGGAGCGCUGCGCGGCCGCGACGGGCGAGUACUGGGCCGCGCUGGAGGCGCUGCGCGCGAGCGACGCGGAGCAGUACGCGCGCCUCAAGGGGCAGCUCGAGACGGACAUCCACAACCUGGAGCAACACUUGCAGCACAUGCGGGCGACCUAUCAACUAAACACGGAAAAGUUGGAGUACAAUUGGCGCGUCCUUCUGGAGCGCGACACGGAAAACGGUUCCACCGUCGCCGCGCAAAAGCGGAAGCUCGCGCGUCAGCGUGACGUGCUCAGCGGCCUGAAAGCCGCGGCCGCUGACGUGGAGAAACGUCAGCGGGAAGCCGACCUGCGCGUCACGGACGAGUACCGCCGCUGUACGGAACAAUUCAAAGAUCUGCAGGACAAGGUCGCGCACUUCGCGCGCACCGACCGGACGCAGUACGCGCAGCUGUUCGAGAUGAAGCAGGGCAAGGCCGCGCGGCUGGUGACAUCACUCCUGCGCGCGGACAAGGUGCUGCACGAGCAGCAACUAGGAUGGGCGUGGCACCCCCCCUCGGCGGAUCUAUUCCAACCGGUGGGGAAUCUGCCCGCGGAGGGGGGAGAGAAUGAGGCGCCGGAGGACCCCCCCGGGGAGCGCGAGGGGAGCUGGCUAGAGGCGGUCGGGGAAGAGUACCGACAGAUGCUGCAGAUGCUGUGCGACGAAGCGGGCUAUCUGGUGCCAGGGAAAGUCGAGGAGGUCGUACGCGACGCCUCCCAAGGCCCUUCCCUCGUGUCGGUCGACGCCCUCUUAGGCUGCCUCGGAGUCUCUUCUCCGGUCGCCCUCGCCAGUCUGCAGUCCUACCUUACACAGGGCUCGGAGAGGGAUCCCCCUGGCACGAUCCCCCCAGACCGCGUGGCGCGCCAGCUGCGGGCUUUCGUGGAAGCCCAGUUGAAGAUAACCGGGGGUUACCAGAGCCUGAAACUGACGAAGAGCCUGAGUCGGAAAACGACCGGGUUACGGGAACCGGGCGAGGAGCGGGAGUACUGGCAGCGAAUGGCGAACGUGGUCGCGGAGAAGAGCGCGCGCGCGUGGGGCGCGCUCGAGGCGGCGCAGAUGCAGUACCAUAAGCUGCUGACGCAGAGAGCGAACACUUUGGAAGAUAUCCGGGCAAUCGAGAGCCAAAACACGGAGAUCCGGCAGCUGCUCUCACAAUACAUGGCUGCCAAGGUUAAUGAUCAACUCAAGUUUCCGCCAUCGUCCCAGCUGAUCUUGCAAGCCUGA